Messenger RNA from Exophiala xenobiotica, 720 nucleotides. RefSeq lists its product as uncharacterized. NCBI's taxonomy places the organism in Eukaryota, Fungi, Ascomycota, Eurotiomycetes, Chaetothyriales, Herpotrichiellaceae. Bases 1 to 720 code for a protein of 239 amino acids. Gene Ontology annotation, molecular function: catalytic activity. The record is from RefSeq and is a predicted model, not a curated record. The transcript has 2 exons.
AUGGAUGCAUCAGCUGAACAAGACCCUACCUUCAGGAUCAUCACGACAUUGAGAAGCAUCCUCUUCAACACUGGUGACAUCCAGAAAUCGCGGCCACUCAUCACGCAAUGGCACGAAACGAGCAAGAACCUACUAAUUUGGCAUCGACGACGUCUUCGAGCUGCAGCACAGGCAUACAAGUGGACCAAUGUCUGCGAACAGCUCGACGAGCCUGAUUGUAUGCUGGCUCUGGGACGUGUAAUCGAAGACGCUACCACACGAUACGCACAGCCCGAGAUCGGUAUGAUCAAGGACAUCAGAAUAAGACUAUUGAUAGACCGUAGUGGGAGUCUCCAAGUGGAAAGCGUGCCAAUGGGCGAGGCAAAGCCCUUAAGGACUCUCGAGACCGACAUCUCGCAUCAGCCACCUUCAAAUGGCCCUCCUUGGUCUCUAUCGCCAAAUGGCCGCGGCUCGUUGAUCUCUCUUGACACUGUCCCAACAGUACCAGCGUUACACACUUUGCACAAAACGACAUAUCGAGCUCCUUACGACGCUGCACGAGAGCGAGCAGGCAUUGCGAAAUGCCCACCUGGAGAGCGUGAAGUGCUUCUAUUCAAUCCCGAGCAGGAGAUUAUGGAGGCAAGUCUCUGCGCGGUGUAUUUCUAUCGCAAUGGCAAAUGGGUCGCGCCGUCAUGCGAGACCGGUGGAUGGCGAGACCGUCUGGCUGAGCAAUGCUCUUAG